Molecule: messenger RNA, 10239 nt
Organism: Alligator mississippiensis (American alligator)
Lineage: Eukaryota; Metazoa; Chordata; Crocodylia; Alligatoridae
Gene: SLC6A2
Product: solute carrier family 6 member 2
Exons: 14
Coding region: 304-2199 (631 amino acids)
Biological process (GO): dopamine uptake involved in synaptic transmission; sodium ion transmembrane transport
Cellular component (GO): presynaptic membrane; neuronal cell body membrane; neuron projection
Molecular function (GO): norepinephrine:sodium symporter activity; neurotransmitter:sodium symporter activity; dopamine:sodium symporter activity
Source: RefSeq, a predicted model, not a curated record
GCUGGGCCGGGGCCGCGGAGCAGCAGGUCCGAACUUUUCCGGCGCUCCGAGCCCCGCGCCCGCCGGCAGCCAGAGCCGGGCAGCGCGGGGAAGCAGCCGGACUGCGGCUCCGAGCUGCCCGCGCGCAGGUGCCCGGGCACCUUGGCCCUGCGCCGCCCCGGGCAGCCCCUGCCCCUGCCCCUGCCCCCGCCCGCCCGCCCCGCGGCUCCCGGGCUCGGGCGCGCAGAGUGCCUCGCGGAGCGGGCCCUUCCGUCAUCUCCCCCUCCCCGCGCCCCGCGCUCCCGCCUCAGCUUCUCUUUCUGGAUGUUCAAGGCAAGGAUGAGCAAACCGCUCCAGCCCGAUCGCAGGGUGUCGGCGGUGGCUCCGCUGCAGGACGGCUCCGGGCAGGCGGCGCAGAAGAAGGAUGUGGAGCUGAUCCUGGUGAAGGAGCAGAACGGGGUGCAGUUCACCAGCAGCAGCCUCCUGUCGCCCGCCGCCAGCCCCCCCUACGGCGCCGGGGUCGGGCAGGACAGAGAGACCUGGGGCAAGAAGAUCGAUUUCCUCCUCUCCGUCAUCGGGUUCGCGGUGGACCUGGCCAACGUCUGGAGGUUCCCCUACCUCUGCUACAAAAAUGGAGGGGGUGCCUUCCUUAUCCCUUACAUCCUUUUCCUAAUCAUUGCUGGAAUGCCCUUGUUCUAUAUGGAAUUAGCACUGGGCCAGUACAACCGGGAAGGGGCUGCUACCGUAUGGAAAAUUUGUCCACUUUUCAAAGGUGUAGGCUAUGCAGUGAUACUUAUAGCUCUUUACGUGGGUUUCUACUACAACGUUAUCAUAGCUUGGUCUCUGUAUUAUCUGUUUUCAUCAUUCACAUUUGAACUCCCCUGGACGAAAUGUGGCAACAGCUGGAAUAGCCCAAACUGUACAGAUCCCAAACUCUUCAACGCCUCGGUGCUUGGCAAUGGCACCAAGUACUCCAAGUACAAACUCACUCCUGCUGCUGAAUUUUAUGAACGAGGAGUUCUACAUCUGCAUGAAAGCAGUGGUAUCCAUGACCUUGGCUCACCUCGAUGGCAGCUAGCAUUAUGCCUGUUGGUGGUGGUAAUAAUUCUUUUCUUCAGUCUGUGGAAAGGUGUAAAGACAUCAGGAAAGGUUGUGUGGAUAACAGCCACUUUGCCUUAUGUUGUACUAUUUGUAUUGUUAGUACAUGGAAUAACAUUGCCUGGUGCAUACAAUGGGAUAAAUGCAUACCUACAUAUAGAUUUCAGAAGAUUAAAAGAAGCUACAGUAUGGAUUGAUGCAGCCACCCAGAUAUUUUAUUCUUUAGGAGCUGGGUUUGGAGUUUUAAUUGCAUUUGCCAGUUACAAUAAGUUUGACAACAACUGUUACAGGGAUGCAUUGCUGACGAGCACAAUUAACUGUGUCACAAGCUUUAUCUCAGGAUUUGCAAUUUUCUCCAUAUUGGGCUACAUGGCUCAUGAGCACAAAGUUAAAAUCGAAGAUGUAGCCACUGAAGGGGCUGGUUUAGUUUUCAUCAUUUAUCCAGAAGCCAUUUCAACCCUUUCAGGAUCAACAUUUUGGGCAGUGGUGUUCUUUAUAAUGCUGCUUACACUGGGCAUUGACAGUUCAAUGGGUGGAAUGGAAGCAGUCAUCACUGGUUUGGCAGAUGAUUUCCAGAUUCUGAAGAGGCACAGAAAACUUUUCACCUUUGGUGUUUCCUUUGGCACUUUCCUACUUGCUCUUUUAUGCAUUACCAAUGGAGGAAUUUAUGUCCUCACACUGCUGGACACAUUUGCAGCUGGGACUUCAAUCUUGUUUGCUGUUUUAAUGGAAGCAAUUGGAGUUUCCUGGUUUUAUGGUGUGGACAGAUUCAGUAAAGAUAUCCAUGAAAUGAUGGGCUUUAAGCCAGGCCUCUACUGGAGACUAUGUUGGAAAUUUGUUAGCCCUGCUUUUUUAUUGUUUGUGGUGAUAGUCAGUAUUAUAAAUUUCAAACCUCUGACAUAUGAUGACUACACCUUCCCCCUCUGGGCAAAUCGCAUUGGCUGGGGAAUAGCAUUAUCUUCAAUGAUACUUGUGCCUGCCUAUAUUAUUUAUAAGUUUCUGAAUGUUCGUGGGACCUUUAAAGAAAGACUAGCUUACUGCAUCACACCUGAAAAUGAACACCAUCUUGUGGCACAAGGGAAUGUGAGGCAGUUUAAGCUUCAACACUGGCUAGCAAUAUGACAACUGACAGGUUGAGGAAAAGCCAAUAUGUUUAACAAAACUCGGAAUAAAUGAAAAAUCAAGUUCAAAGCUCCCUUUGAUUGUGCUUGGACCAGACUGGCUCAGAGCUCAUCUACUGAUUCCUUUGAGGGAAGACACAUCUUCCACUUUGUUCCUAAUGCCUCCUUUCUAUUACUUGGUUUCAAAUGAUCUCUAUAGACUGGCUUUCAUUUUUUUUUUAAAUCUUUCAGUGACAUGAGUUCCAUACAUGACCAAUACUUGUGAGCUUUGCUAGAGCUAGAAGUGGAGGAGGGAGCAUAAAAUCAGCUUUGGUUAAAGGCACUCUUGUCUUGGAGAAAUAAAUAAAAAAUUUCUGACAGUAAUAAUUACUUCCAGUAUUACUGCCACCUUGUUUAAACCAGCUACAUCCAUGCUCUUAGCUCUUUAAGGAGAUAGAAGCAUCUCAGUUAUGAGACAACAGUGACUUUAACUGUGCAUCCAUGUUUGUUUUCUUGCAGUACUAUCCUUUGGGAUAUAAUUUUGCACCGUUCUGAAGUGAAGACUAAAUGCUUCAUUUUCAAUGGUUUGUUAUUAGUCUCUUCUCUUGGUGAAGAAGAUUGUCCUUGCUGUAUAUGUCUGUGCCAUUUUCUGUGCAGUAUAACUAUAAAAAUUGAAAAAUAAUAGGGAUGGAAUUAUAUUCUGUACUCAAUAGCCACAAUAGGAAUCUAGUUCAACAAUACACCAUACUUAACGAUGAAAACACAUUCCCUUAUGUCACCAAUUAAAUGGCUAUAUCAUAUAAUGCAUAUUCAGUACACUUUUUCAGUUAAGUACCAAAAAUAUAUACAAGUAGUCAGACUUCAUUUUGUUCUUUUGUGCCAAAUAAAGAAUGUACAGUAUCUAUAUAAAUAUGUAGACAGAGACAAUUAAUUUUAAAAUAAGCUGAUCUGUCCAGAGGCACCAAAAUACCAAACUUUGGCUUUAUUCUGCUGUUGUGAAUGCACCAAUAUAAAUGUCAUCUGGAUUCAACUGCUAGCAUCUAAUAAAAAAAUGUGUUAGAUGGAACAGGCUUUUAGGCAUACUCAGCUGUACAUGCCUAUUUGAACACAUUUUUUCUUUGGUUAUUUCAAGUAACAUUUUGCAAACUAGAAAAUACAGAGCAAAAGCUUAGCACAUUUGGAUGCUGUUCUGUAUGGUCACUCUUUGAAUGCCACAUAUUCCCAGUGAUCACUAGGUUGCAGUAACUGUGAAUUAAUUAUUAUACCUGAAUAUUAGUAGAGCAUUCUGAAAUUUCAGAGACUGCAGGUUCUCAGUUGAAUCCAGCUUGGACUUUGAGACUUACCUCUGAAUAUCUUUCUUUUUAUAUGUUCAAUACCGUUUCUUAAUUUUUAAAAAUAUAUAUGUAGUAUUUCCAUUUUUUUAAAUUAUUUAAAAAGGACAGUGUUUAUAUUUUAAUUCAUUUUUCUAAUACCACUCUACAAAUCCAAAUAAAAGUUUUUCCUAUAGAUUUUGUCAUCUUCCAUUUUACAAGCACUGACUUCCAUCCAAGCCACAAUGUUUGUAAAGGAGUUAUAGUAUAUCUACUUCUUUGUUUACAUCUUUUUUUUUUUUAUAUCCCAGCAUUACUGAAAAGCCAGAAUUAUUUAAUAAUUCUUAAAAUAACCUCUAAUUUUAGUGUCCAAGUGACAAAGAAGUGGUUUCACUAAUACAAUGUUUUUUAACCCAAAUGACACAGUCUGCCAUUCUUAAAAUAAGUCCAUUUUUAUCCAAGUAUAUAGACAACAGCCCUUUAACAUACUUUUUACAUUUUUAUUUUAAUAAUCAAGGAUGUUUCUGUUGUUAUAGUUUAGUACAGUAUUAUAAUUUCUCAAAAGUCCAAAUAUUUUCUAGAAAGGAAAAUAAGUUUAUUUUUUUCUAAAAAUGAUCAUUAUAUAGUAAUUUCCUCCAAUUAACAUUGCUUGUUAAAUUAUUCUGGGGCAUUAUUUUGUUGGUAUACACCUUAGCAAUGGUGUAACUUGCUUAGGCACUUUCCUGCAGUGAUUCAAAAGAUUCUCAGAAUGGUAAUGAGUAUCAAAUCUCAAACUACCAGGAGAAUGUUUAGUGAGCAGAUCAUAAUGGAUUGUCAUAUUUUAUAGCUCUGGGUUUGCACAGAAAAAGUAAACUGAAAUUAUUACAACCUGCACUAAAGUUCAUUUGUGAAAAUGUGUUCAUCUAUGUUGAAACCUGCAAAGAAACAUUAUUUAAUUUUCAGUCUGCUCUGAAACCUUAGUGUGGUGAUCCUUCCUCUAAGAGGGAUUAGAGUUGGCUCCACAUAGAGGGUGAGGGGCUGAAACUGCAAAUGUUUACCAGCCCUAAUGUUUAAUGUUAUGAAUAAAGCCUACUGAUAUGUAUGCCCAAAGCAAGGGGAAUUACCCACAUAAUUUCUUUUUGUCCCUACUCACAGCUCUUACAAUCUAAACACAAGACAAGAAUGGACUUGAGAGGCAGAGGAACUCUGUUCAGUCAGACUAUUCAUGGUAGUAGUAAACAAUAUACUUAGUAGCAAGUGCUUGCAUGGUUGACCUUAGUUCGAAGUGUCAGGCCCAGUAAACUUUUAAUAAUUCAAGGCAUUUCUUCUGCCAUAGACAGAAUAUGUUGUCCCAGAAGUGAAAGAGUACAAGGGGAUGCAAGGCAUCUAUCAGAGGGCUAAGCAGGGUUAUUUGACAGAUUUGGAAAUCACUGGCCGGAAUCUUUAUUUCUCAGUACCAGAAAAGAAAGGGGCACAGUGCUAGUUCUUUUCCUUCUGUUCUGCUGGGCCUUCACUGACACAGAAAUCACAGUGGCACACCAAACCACAGAAGAUGAAUUAAUAACAAGAGAAUUUGCUUUUCUUUUACAUUCUUUUAAGUUAAUUCAAGUGGCAGGGUGAAUUUUCCAAAUAAAUGCCAUUUUCUACAGCUAGUAUUAGAACACUAGAAACCAGGAUUUCUUAAUGGAAGUAUAGUGAGCCAUUUAAAGUGCAGUAGUUCUAAAAACAUUUGCAUGAUUUAGUGUUUGGCCUCUGUUUGAACCACUCAGUAUUGCAUCUUAAUUCUGUCCUGGGACAUACUUAUUGGCAACGCUUGAAAGAUAUUUUACCAUAGCAAGGGAUUUUGCAGGAAGUCCAGGAUCAAAUGUGAUAUUUUAAAUAUAGAAUACAGGGGGGAGGGAAGCUUGGCUGUUGCUAUUGAAUAUGUUCGGCAACUGCACAUACAACACACAUUGUAUUUAAUUUUCCCAGAGGAAGUUCUCUGCAGUUGUUAUUUUUUCUCAGUAAGAUACACAUUGAUAAAAUGACCAUCUUCAAACUUGGAGUAUAUAUACUCACUACUUACACCAUUGUUUCAAGGUGAAAUAAACUUAUUUUCUCCUAUUAGGUUACAAUAACAUGCCACUUGGAAAAUGACCUCAUUUUUUAAAGGUCAUCUUAACACUUAAUAUAAAAUUAAUCCUGAUUUCUACAGCAUCCAUAGCAUUGACAUUUGUUUUGGAUGUGUGUUGUAAAAGUAUCUUGAUAGAUAUCUCAAAGCAUUGUCAAAUGUGCUGUGGACAUCUCAUUUACAUUGCCCAACUCAAGACCAUGAAAGACCCUAAAUUAGAACUCAGUUUAAGUGCUGCAAACUGAGCCCUCAAAACCAUAGAUAUCAUUUUAGAAAGCUAGCCCCAGUACAGCAAAAUAAAGAUUUUACAUAAGCAUUCUUAGAGACUUUCAUCCAAAAAGAUUUUCUUUUUCUACUCUGCGCAGUAAACAGGAAUAGGCUGGCAGCUACACGUGCAGGCGUUAAAGUGCAUUAAUGCUGUGUGUGGACCGACUUGGGACUAAUGUUAGUCCCAAGUCGGUCCACACACACAGUGUUACUGCGUAGUAAAGUAUCCACAUGUGUGUUACUGUACAGUAACUAAUUGGGCUCAAGGCAGUAUAAGUUGCCAUAUUUACUGUGCAGUAUGGGUGUGCACAUGUAGAUGCACACUUGUGCUGCAUAAUAAUUCUGAUUACUGUGCAGUAAAUAUGCAUGUGUAGAUGUGCCCUAUAUUGAUUAUCACAACUUUUCCUGUAACGAAUUCCAGCUAUUCAGUAAACAAGUCUGAAUUGUAAUAUAAUACUAAACUGCUCAGGUCAGGUCUACACAAAGAACAGCUUAGAAGCUAGAUUAACUAGCACCCGCAGUUGCAAUUUAAGGCUACUAGUGCCAUUUCUGCAGGGCCACCCUCUACACUGGGUUAGUGGAGCAGAAGCACUGUUCUGAGUGCAGGUGGCUGGUAGGAGCCCCAAGAGAUUAAAAUAGCAGGAACAGUGCAGUGCUGGGCAUCUAAGCCAUUGCCCCUUUUUUCCUGGCAUAAUGACAAAUAAAUAGUGCCUGUGAAUGAUGAAACACUCCUACAUAUGUAUACCCCAAGGGUCCUUCUUAUGCUGAGUUCUAUUUCCAUGCACUGGCUGCACUGUUUUAGGACAGGCUAUGCCAAUACAGUGCUGUGCAAAGUGGUUAUAGAAUUCCUUGGAACUCUGUUUGUAUGGAAUAAACAAGGCUGCAGUUAAACUCUGUUAGUAUAUUGACCCCAUGCUGUUCCUCUUUGUUUUGUAAAAGUUCAUACCUAAUUUAAAAAAAAAAAAGGCCCUGCUAGCUAGAAUAAAUCACAAUUAUAAUUUGGAGGCUUUCUGUAUUACAGAAUCUUAGGGGUUUUUUUAAAAUUUAGUUUAACUCUUGUAACUCAGUUUUAUGGAAGACAAUAUUUAGGGUUCUUCCCUGCUCCCCCACCCCCCUCCAGCCUCCCUGCAUACUGGAAAGAAACAUUUGCUUACAGGAAAACACACUGAAUAAGAUCACCGAUAGCUUUGAGAAAAAGAAAACCCAAUUACUGUGUUUGUGCAAUGCCUCAAGUUUGAUGUACAAGAAGAUGGGUUAAAACAAAUUAAAGCCAUGGUAAAAGCAGAAGCAGGAAUAGGCAUUUCCUGCAUCUGAGUCUAUGAAUAUGUGUGAACAGAAGUUGGAAACAAACUUUUCAUAUUACCAUUACAACCUAAUAGAUGCGAUUCUGGAAACUUGUGGAUGGUAAUAUUAAUAAGGAUUUAUUAUUGAAUACAAUUUUAUGUAUUGCAAAUAAAGAGUAUAACCUUCAACUUCAACAUUAAUAUUUCCUAGCAAAACUUGUUUUCCUGAAAAAUUAAAUUAUUAUGGCUCAUACAGGAAAACUGUUUGAAUAGAAAUUGUAAGUUACUCAUCAUUGCUUUCAAGACAGUCAUCAGUGAGGUGUCAUACUCUGAUAUUUUGUCAGAAAAUACAACCUAAAACAACCCACAAAUAUCAUGCUAGGAAACAAAGGGCAUUUUCAGUCCUUCUCACAUACAAAAAACAUGCAGCAAUAUUUUAAAGGUGGGUACACUGUUUGGCCAUAGUACUUAAGAAAUAUUUAUAAUGUAUUGUGAAAUAAACUCACAAGGUGCUUGUAUCAAAGAGCAUCCUGGCUAUUUUGGUGUUGUGUGUGGCUACCUGUUUUUCAGUGGCACUAAGACAUCAUAGAAAAGUAGGGCUGCAAAGGAACUCAGAAGGUCAUUUAUUCAACCCCUAGUGCUACUAAGGCAUUGUGUUGUCUUUGACAGUAACCAAAUUAUUAAUCCUUGGCAUGAGUUUCUCUCAUUUUAACAGCUUCAGGACAAAAUGUAUCCUUUCCUCCCUUCCUCCAAUGGUUGCAUGUUGUGACACCAAUUAGAGUCGAAGCAUCAGUAACUAAGCUGAUGAGCGGCAACACAAAUGAUCCAUAUAAACUUGUCAGUGGGUUCCUUUAUUACCCUGAUCUGAAAUGUACUGUUUUUGUAGACCACAUGAUGGUGAACAUUACUACUUAUUUGUUGCAUGUCAUGCAAAAUCACUGGGCCAACAUAAAGAAUAUUCAGGUGCUGAUGUUGGAUGUAAAGUUUCAAUCCUCUGGCUCCAUCCAGAUGAGUACCGACUAGCACACUACUAAGAAUGGCAAGUUCAUAUUUAAAUAGGGCCAAUAUCUUCAUUUGCAUCUACAUGCCAUGGCACUGUUCAUCACCUGAGCUCUGCCUGUUCUACAAAAAUAAAGGUAACCACUUCUGAACUUAAGAUUUCAUGUAUGUUUAUCAGACAUGUAUCAAUUUGACAACUGGAGAGUUAACCACCAGGUAAAGAGAAAACAACUACAGUCAGUAGAAAAAAAAUAAUUGCAUUUUAAAUAAGUGACUUCUUCUACUGGUAAGGCUUGUCUUUUUCUUUUUAGUGGCCAUAGAAAAUGUACUUAGGCAAAUGUUAAUCAUUGUGUGGGGCAAGUAAUGUAAGGGGUGAGCCAAAAAGAUCAAAGGGAUUUUUUUCAGUGAUACCAACCUCUUUUGCAAACUGCUCUGAAAUCUCCUGGUACAGGUGUAUGUAAGAGCUGGAUCUUUUUAAUACUUAUGAAUCAACGCAUCACAUAUUGUGUAAACACCCACAUCUUUUUCAGUAGGGUUCGGAUCAGACCCAAUAGGAUAAGUUUUUCUUUCCUAACCUGAGACCUCACAUAGAUAAGCUACUAUUGCCCUCAGCCUUGAUGAUGAGAUGAACAGACCUUUUGCUUCACCCCAAGGCUUGAUUGUAAGGCAGGGCCAUUAACAUUAUUUUCAUUAUAAAAAGUUUUUUGCUUUGCCUCUUUCACUGCAACUUUUCCAGAGGUUCUUACAUUACUUGAUUUCUCUAAUAGGAUAACACACAAAAGUGCAAUGAAUUAAGAAAAUGAAUAAGCAUUAAGUUGUCUCUGUUUAGAAGUAUCAAGUUGUUUCUUGAUCACUGCCAAGAUGGUAUUAAACUUGCAGAUGACCCACAUUCAUAAUUUAUUUUGUUGCACCCACUGUAUGAGCCUGUUUGUGACAGCGUAGUAUUUGUGUGGUUAAGAGUAAUAUUAAUUAUAAAGGGAGCAUAUCCAAAUACUACACUUAAAAAGUAAUUUAUAAUCUUGAUCAAGGUUUGCCUUACAAAUAAAAGCUUUAUAGUGAGCAUUUACUUGGUUUACACAAAAGUGUUUUACUUAAUUUUUAAUGCCUUUUUAUAGCAGUGACUAGAAUUUACCUUAAAUAAGGGUACUUCUGUAUAUGAAUAUUUUAAUAUUUUUACCAGUUUUUUUAAUUUUUCAUAAAAUAUAAAUGUAUAUCAUAAGGUAGAAAUUUAGCUUUUGUGUAAUCAGAUUAUCACACAAGACCCAUCUCUCCAUUAUUAUCCAGUCUAGUUCUAUGUAAUCAGCCAGUCUAGUUCUAUAAUAUGUUAGCCUUUUGCUUAUAAAUGUAAACGUGAUAAUGGAGAAUAAAACAUUGUUACCUACAGCUAGAAGCGUACUGUAGCAUAAUAUUCUCCAAAGCUGCCUUAAUAUCAUAAAAGGAAGUCACGUGUAUGUAGUCUAUACUCUGAAAAAAUAAUCAGAGCAUGUUUGGCUGCAUUUCUGUUUUGUCCUAGAGAACAUAAUUUUAAAAAAUGGAUACGGACCUAUCGGUCACUAAUGACAAGAAAUUCUGUUGAUGUUCUCAAGAAGAAAUUUGUAUGGAAGUUGACAAAUUGCUACUAAUGUGAACAUUCUCCAAAGCAACCUAGUGGCCAGAAACAUAAGAAUAAAGCCACAAAAACUUUCACAGCUAAUUCCAUUAGUUGAGUGAUCUGCAGAUCCCUUUUGUCAGCCAUUUUUCAUUUUUGAGAGUCAUACAUUAAUGUCUGUGGUUGUCUGAGGAAAAUGGCAUUUCAACUUCUUUUUUUAAGGGGACAUCUACACAUCUGUGUAUGUAACAAGAAACAAUUGUUUCUUAUAAAUAUGGCUGUAUGUGUGAUAUAUACGCUGGUUAACUAUACUCAAAAUGUUGAUAGAGUUGGUGAAUGUAAAGUAUUUGUCCUCAUUCUUCUGUCCUUUCGUGAUCAGUGUAAAUAAGAAAUAUUUUAAGCUGUGCAUCAUCAAUGUAACAGAUUCCAAAAUUGUGUACAAAGUCUUAUUUAAAUUAAUACAUAAAAUCUGACAAAUAUGCACAUAAAGAGUAUAAACAAUAAAGAAUAUCUUCUGUACCAACAA